AUGGCCCCCAAUAAUUUAUGCAAGGUGAGGUAUAGAGUACACCCUCCUUCAAGACAGGUGACUCCGGAGGUAUGCCCGGAAUCCGUGGAUGAGGUACCGUUAGCUCGCGUCACUUGGGGUAGGCCGCUAGCACCGACCGCUAGCUCUCUUCCAGCCCGCGCUUUAUGGCGCCCCCUCCCCCCCAUCUUAUCGAUCAUCAAUUUAAACCCAAUUGUACCAUUCAAGAAGACAUUUCCACAGGCCAAAUUGGGUCGUCAUGUAUCACCAAGUAAACAAUUUGGACAGCUGGAUAUUGUCAAGAUCGACAAUAUAUUCAAGAUCAAAGGUACGGCGGUAGAAGCUGCAAGACGACUGGUUCAAGAUGAGAGGUACGGCAGAGUACAAGACUGCACCACCGCCCUUGGCUACACGUGCACCUCCGGCUCCCAAGGGCAGUGGCAGCUCCGCCGGCAGUUAGCAUGCACAAUGCCUUCCUUCCAUAAUAACACUCUUAGGCUAUCCCAUGUUUAA
This is a messenger RNA of Nezara viridula (southern green stink bug), 510 nucleotides long. Lineage: Eukaryota; Metazoa; Arthropoda; Insecta; Hemiptera; Pentatomidae. The record is from the annotation of a GenBank genome assembly.